Gambusia affinis (western mosquitofish) is the source of this 6076-nucleotide messenger RNA. RefSeq names its product olfactomedin-like 2Bb (gene olfml2bb). The transcript is spliced from 10 exons. Lineage: Eukaryota; Metazoa; Chordata; Actinopteri; Cyprinodontiformes; Poeciliidae. Gene Ontology annotation, biological process: signal transduction. Bases 303 to 2492 code for a protein of 729 amino acids. The record is from RefSeq and is a predicted model, not a curated record.
AUCUGGAUCCUCUCUCCUGCGCAGUCAGUACCGUGUGGACCGCCCUAGGCAGUUUAUUUUACUGACGGGACGCCGCAAAAAACAGAUUUAGAAUUAAUUUCAUUAUUAUAUUACAGUUAAUCAAGGCCUAACUUUAUAAGUUGCUUUUCUAGAUCAGUUUUAGUGUGUUUUAUUAGUGGGUUUUAGACUGACUAAAUAGUCAGUCUAAAAUGACUAUUUAAAGACACUUUAAACCCCACUUUUUUGGAAACCAAAUUGUAUUUCCGAUAAACUUUAAAGAGUUAACGCACGCGCUUAUAUUAAUGUGUUUAUUGCUUUCAGACAGAAUGUGGCGCAUUCUCUCUGUGUUAGUUUUUUGCUGUGCUGUGCGCGGACUCGACGGUCUGGCGGCGGAUGCAAGUCAGGACCGGGAGAAGUUGAAUUUGACUGGACCCAAGGAGCUCGGUAAGCCGGACAUAGGCGCUCCGUCCACGGGGAGAGCUGAGGACAGAGAGCAGAGAGACGCUCCAGCUGGGAGUCUGCAGCCCACCAAUGCACCUCUGGAGGAUGAGCUGGACAACCAGGAGAAUAUAAUAAGCCAGCUGCUUGGAGACUAUGACAAAGUUAAAACAGAGUCGUCUGGGUCCGACUGCAUGUGUCGCUGUGUGGUUCGACCAGUCAAACGCUCUGACUGCAGCCGCAUUCAUGACAGCGAUCCAGCAUCGCUCUCCCAGGACUUUUACACUGUGGAAACAAUCACCAAGGGGACAGACUGCAAGAAGUGUGUGUGCAUGGCUCCUCCUUCAGCCGUCAACCCCUGCGAGGGAGAGUACAGGUUCAAAAAGUUACAGGAGGCAAGCAAAGAUGACAUCAAGCUGGCAACCAUCAUUGAUUUAUUAGAAGGCUCUCUGUAUGGAAUGGACUUGUUAAAGCUCAACUCUGUCACUAGCAAACUGCUGGCCAGGGUGGACAGCCUGGAGAAGGUUUUUACAAGGAAUUUCACUGAAAGAACAAAAGAGAAAGAGCGCAUAAAGGAGAAAAAUAAGGACAAAGACAAGAAGGUUCAGCUGAAGAAAAAGAAAACCAGUGAAUCAGAGCAACCUGGAGCAGCUGCCGGCAGCCAAAAGCAGAAGAAUUUUGAAAGUCAAAUAAAGAACCAACAGCAAGAUGGUCGGAUACAACAGCAGCUAACCAAGAAUGAGACAGAAUCCAGAGCUUCUGUCAAAGACAAGAACACUGUGUUCAUUAGAGGAGUGACCUUCUACAAGGCAGAUGAAGACAACUACAAAGAGGAGGAAGACGAGGACCAGAAGAAAGGAAGAGGAAAGAACGUAUUCUUAAUCCCUAAGGCUGCAGAGGAUUUGCUGAAAAUUGACAAGCUGCCAACUGUUACCAAAAAUCCUGAACCGUCACUUCCUCUGAAGCCAAACCACAAGGGCCUGAACAACACUUCCCCCACUCGUCAGCCAAAAGCUUCCUCAACAACCAGCAAGCCAACAACAAGGUCAACUCCUGCAACCAUCAGAGUGACCGAGCAAAUCAACCCUACAACUCCACAACUAAUGAAACCCAAUCUUCAAGCCAAGAACAGAGAUUUUCCCUCCACCACACCUGUCACCCCACACCCCACAGAUACCAAUAUCCGUCCACCGGGUGAAGCAAACCCCACCACGCCACAACCAAGACCCAAAAGCCGCCUCAGCUGGACGGAGAACCCCGCUGACCAACCAAAGGCCACGAAAAAGCCAGGUGUUUGUAAGGACACAGUAGCGAGCAUCUCCGAACCGGCCCAGCAGACCUCUUACGGUCUCAGUGACGGAGCCUGGAUGAAAGACGCCCGUGGCCACGGCAAGGUCAUCUACCUGACCAACGGUCACUAUGGCAACAGCCUGCUGGAGUUUAGAGACAUGGACACUUUUAAAUCAGGCCAGCCCAGUAAUACGUACAAGCUGCCCUACGAUUUCACCGGAACGGGCCAUGUCGUGUUUAAUGGCGCUUUCUUCUACAACCGGGCGUUUAGCAGGGAUGUGAUCAGAUUCGACCUGAGACGCAGAUACGUGUCUGCCUGGACAACGCUUCAUGACGCCAUCCUGGAGGAGCAAACUCACAGGACUCAGACUGAAGUGGAGUUUGCUGUGGAUGAGUCCGGCCUCUGGCUGCUCUAUCCCGCUCUGGACACGGAGGGUUUCCACCAGGAAGUAAUUCUCCUCAUCCAGCUCCAUCACAGAGACCUGCAGCCCAUCCACACCUUCCGCACGGGCCUCCGACGCGGCCGCUACGGCAACACCUUCCUGGUUUGUGGCGUGCUUUACGGAGUGGAUAGCAUGGAGCGUCGCUACGCCAACGUGACAUACGCCUUCGACACGCACACGCUCACACACACCGUGCCGAGCCUGGCGUUCACAAACAUGUAUACACACACUUCCCAGGUGUCCUACAACCCACUAGACAAAAAGCUGUAUGCAUGGGAUGAUGGACAUCAGAUGAAUUAUGAUGUCAUCUUCGCUUAUUAGUUCGACAGGAGGUCAGCCUUAGCAGACAGAAGAAAUAAGCUACUAACACAAGAUUCAAUUCUCCUGUGUUUUGUUUAAUGACUGUAGAUCAGCCAGCUGACAUUACUCUGCUGCAAUCAGCAGUGUAACAUUUGCUCAGAAUUUUAAAAAACAAGCUAUCCCUAUGAUUUAUCUCAGCCUUUGUGGAUCUGCCACUCAGAAACGUCCAGUCUUUAAAAACUUACUGAGAAACUAAGCAUGCAUGACCCCUUAAAUAUCAAGAUAUCACAACAACUACAGAGAAUUUAGAAGUGUAUCUAAAGAAGAGUGAAUAAAGCAUUGAGAAACUUUUAAAAACAAUACAGAUUGAUUUUUUUUCUGUAGUCAAAGCCAUAGAAUAGUCAUGUAGAAGCUGAUUCCAGAUUAAAAACAUCUGCUUUCUGGCUUGUCCCACAAGGGUUUGUCAGUGAUAACCCUGUGAAGUUAGCUAUAAAUGGUUUUCCACUUUGCAGCAGCUUGUAAAAUCCUCCAGGAAACCUUCAAAGUUAGUUAUUGUCUAAAGUUAAACCGUAAGACAGCAGAUUUUCUACGCCUGACUAUCCACCUUCAUGCAGAAACGAGCCAGUCCUAAAGACUAGAUAUAGCCCCAUAACAUCUGGUAGUUUUUUGUUUAUGAGCUUUGGCUUUCUCAGUUUAACUGACUGAAUAAAGUUUUAUGAAGUUACUUAUAAAGGGUGUUACCCCAACAUAAAAACUGAUGAAUCCUUAAAAACCCAAAUCACAGAUAGCAUUUGUUGAAUUUCGCCACUUCUUUGCCAACCCAGUGUAAAGACGAGGUUAAUCACGACUGAUUACCUGCAAGUUUUACUUUUUACUUUGUUAAUUUAUAAUAAAUGUCUGAACAGACCAAAAAUAUCCUGUUCUUUUCCAGUCCUCAUCUGUUUCUUUUUCUUUGUUCGUCAUCUGCAUGCCUGUCCGGCCUGUUGUGGACAUUAUUUUUAGGAGCUGAUUUAGUUUUCCUGGAAGCAGCAGAGCCACUGGAAGAAUCCCAGAGUGGAAAAUAAGCCCAGAUGCUGGUGUACGUCCGACUGGGAGUGCUCGGGGCACAGACCAGGCCAUUUAUGUGUUAGAAAGCCUCAUGUAGAUUCAAACAGUGUGACGGGUAGCCAUUUAUCAUUCAAACAGGCUCUGUACGCCCCUCCAGCCUGGCUCAGUUCAACUUGGCUAACUUCCUCUUUUAAUGUGAAAUGGACUGAAAAGGAUGUGAGUGAUUGACCAGAAGGAAGUGUUUGAAGCAGCAGGAGUUUAUAUCGGCUUCAUGGAUAACAUCAUUGUCCUUUUGCACCUUCAGACAUGUGGAGUCAAAAUAAUUCUCUAGACUAGAGGUUUACUUUCCAGCACGAAAGGAACUGUAAGCAUAUAGGGCUACAUUGGAAUAGUUUAGAUCAAAAUAUGUUAAAAUGGCCUAAUCAAAGUCACCUAAACCCAUUAUCUGUAAUUCGAAAACAAAUAUUCACAGAUGCUCUCUUUCUGGAUGUCCAAAGCUGAGAGAAAUACCCCAAAAGAGGUCCAGCUGUAAUUUUGGUGGCAGAUGCUUCUACCAAGUGAGGACUAGGGGGACACAAAUACAAGGGACACUUUUUAGAUCUUUAUUUGGAAAAAAAACAACUUUAAAAUCAUAAAUCAUUUUCCUACAACUUGACAUUCAUGUUGCGUUAGUUGAUCACAUGAAAUCCCAACAAAACACAUUUUGAAGUUCCAAUGUGGCGAAAUGUGGAAAAGAAAUUGCGAAUACUUUAUGUGUCUGACUGAGGGGAAAUAAUUCUUCAAAAUGGCUGACUAACGUGCAUGCACGUGUUAAGUACAAACACAUGAAUUCCUGCAGAAAUGUUCCACUGAAGCCCUUUUAAUCCUCAGGAGUUACGUAACCUUCAUGUUUCAGUGGUGGUCUGCGAGCGAGCGAGUGAGUGAGUGAGUGAGUGCGUGCGGUAAAUGACCACCAAGCAGGAUGCAGGAGAAAGACGCUCAUUCAGACUCCUAGAGCUGAGCGCAAUGGGAGCGUGUAUGUGUGUUCUGUAAAACUGCUUGUCCCUUCACUAUUAGCUCUCCACCUCAUGAGAGCAGCAGGACCACACAUGUACAUCUGCACACGCUAUGAGAAACUUAAGGUAUUCUAUCAAAGAAACAGAACAUCUGCAUAGCAGCGCACACACAGGCCUACAACAAAGAAAGCAGUGGUGUUUAAAUGUGUAUCCCUUUGAGCCGCUGAGCUAAAUUUGGACAGAGUAAAAGAAAAACAGUUGGAGGCAAAAAAGGAACGACAUGAUGGGGGAUCAAGAUAUGCGGGUCAUAAAUGCACUCAGUCACUCGGAGGUCAUUUAUAUUUAACUGUGCAAAAUGACAAAGAGCGGCUGAGGUGGUUUAGAGUGAGAAAUCGUGGAGGGAGAGGAAAAGAAUGAAAUUAUAUCACGGCAGGGGAAAAUAAGGCUGAGUGGGAAGCUAAGAAGUCAGAGGUCACAGGAAAUGUGUGGGAAUGAACUAGACUAGACCUGAAUAACUCCCGACUCAAAGGGAAGUCGGUGCGACUUUAGGGCAGAAAGCAAAGACAUCAUACAAACAUAAAACAUGUUUUAUUACUUUUAGAUGAAAAAUUAUUUUGGGGUUUUUCUUUGAAAAAGAUUUCAGUCACUGAGGAGUAAAGUUAUAUAAAAAAGAGGCUUUUGACUGUAAAGUACCAUUGGGUUCUUUGACUGAGAAAAAAACAAGUAUAUGAGGUCUCUGAUGGAUAUGUAGGACUCACUGGGAAACGAUUAAUUUGUUAAUGUUUUUUUUAUUAUUAUUUAGAGAAAAAAAAAAGACUUGGAGCAGAUUCUCCAGAUUCUGGUUCAGAUUUGUUCCACAGAUGCAGCUCAACAUUAGAAACAGCUGUGUGUCCGUGCCAGUGGGGUUUAGAAAGUUAAAUCACCUUCCUCCAUAUGUGUGCUACACACAAUACAAAAGAUUUCCAUCUUUUAUCUAAACAGCAUAAUCCUAUUCAGAACUGACUCUCGGCUGUUAUCCUGACAUCAUUUAAUUUACAUUUUGACUUAUCUCAGGGUAUUGAUGGAGCUGGAUUCUUAAUGAAUGUAUCUGUUCGAUAAAUGAGAUUAAUGAGACUUUUUCAGCUGCACUUAUAUGAAUUUGUACUGAGACAUUUUGUUUUGCUAGUUUGACCUCUGAAGUUGCACUAGAUUUUAUUUAAGGAAAAGCUGAGUAAGGGAUGUCAAUACAAAUUCAUGCCACACUUUUCAAAUUCAUAUGUGUGUUAAUCAGCUACAAAGAAAUCUAGUAAGUAGUCAAAAUGCGUUCAGAGGCGUUUGAAUAAUUUAACGACUCUGCGUUUUUGUGUGUGGUGGGCAUAAUUUGACGAGCAAAAGUGAUGAUGCUUACAAACCUUUACAUUGGAUAGUAUUUUUCUGAGGCCUGAAGGAAUAAAUGAUGCCAUUUUGUGUGCAUUUGUGGAGUAAUUUAGCAAAUAAUUGCCUGGGAUACAGUGUGGGAAAGCCCUGGUCAAACUUAAGCAUUGUAAUUGUUUUCAGCAUUUUUAUAAAUUUAAGGAUGAAAGC